AACUGAGCUCUAACCAAUCAGGAGCAGCGUUCUUAAAACGGGUAUGAGCUUUAAUUUGUCUGUGUGCGUGCUUUAUUGUGAAAAUCUGACCCGGAAAUCACGUGUUUUGUAGUUUGUCCUGGUCGUUGCGGCUCAGGCCGGUGUUAUAACGCAGUAAGGUCACAGAGGAGCUGCUCACAGAGAGCCGGGAGACGUACCUGUGACGGUGGAAUAGGACAAACAGGUGAAGCAGCGGAGCCGGUCCGAACCGGUCUGAGCGGAACUCCGUCAGGCAAACAUCUUCUUUAAGACCCUGAAUGAGAAGAAACGGGUGAAGCUGAGCCUCGUGGUGUGUUCAGAGUGGACGUGUGAGGGAGUGCAGCCGGAGACACGCCGGUGUUGGAGCGUCAUGUGUGCGUAGCUGCCCUCUGAUUGGACUCUUGUCUCUGCUGACUCGGUCUGAUGUUGCGGCACAGUAAGCUGCAGAAGCAGGUCCUCGCUCUGUACCGGCAGUUCCUGCGAGCCGGGCGGGACAAACCGGGCUUCGUCCCCCGAAUCCGCGACGAGUUCAGAGAGAACUCCCGCAUCAAGAAGACGGACGUGAUGCACAUCGAGUAUCUGUACCGACGGGGCCAGCGGCAGCUGGAGCAGCUGAGGGACGUCAACACCAAACAGCUGGGCUCCUUCUCCAAACCCAAAGAGUGCGGCUGAAACCGUGUGACCUCUGAAUCGCACCGCCGUACCUCUGAAAGACGCUGGCGCCAUCAAACUGCUGCCAUCGUGCUCAGGAGAUGGGCUAUGAAGGCCGCAGCAGCGAUAGAAGCUGCAGUGAAACAAAUGUUGACAGUAAUGAAUUUUAUCUGAUGUCUGUAACAAUAAAACGUGUCUGUGAUGAAGACGAACUCA
Molecule: messenger RNA, 885 nt
Organism: Oreochromis aureus
Lineage: Eukaryota; Metazoa; Chordata; Actinopteri; Cichliformes; Cichlidae
Gene: sdhaf1
Product: succinate dehydrogenase complex assembly factor 1
Exons: 2
Coding region: 442-690 (82 amino acids)
Biological process (GO): mitochondrial respiratory chain complex II assembly
Cellular component (GO): mitochondrion
Source: RefSeq, a predicted model, not a curated record